Messenger RNA from Sphaerodactylus townsendi, 1225 nucleotides. RefSeq names its product sulfatase modifying factor 2 (gene SUMF2). Lineage: Eukaryota; Metazoa; Chordata; Lepidosauria; Squamata; Sphaerodactylidae. The record is from RefSeq and is a predicted model, not a curated record. The transcript has 9 exons. Gene Ontology annotation, cellular component: endoplasmic reticulum. The coding region runs from base 67 to 1026 and encodes 319 amino acids.
UCAGCUGGGCUGGAGGUCGCAGCUGCUGGAGGGAGCAGGGAAGCUGCCGCGGUUGCUUUUCUGCCCAUGCGAUCCCGGGCAGGUCUGUGCGGGGCGCUGCUGGCCCUUCUGCUCCCUGCCUGGGCCGGGAUCGGGGCCAGCUCCGAGCAGAAAGCGGUCAGCAAAGAUGAAAACCUGGUGCGGCUCUCGGGUGGGAAGUUUCAAAUGGGAACCAGUUUGUUUGACAGCAGAAGUGAAGAUGGGCCCCCCAGAGAGGUGACAGUCAAGGCGUUUCUGAUAGACAAAUAUCCGGUCAGCAACAGAGAUUUCCGGGAGUUUGUGCGAGAUCGGAAGUACAAAACCGAAGCAGAGGAGUUUGGAUGGAGUUUCGUUUUUGAGGAUUUUGUGCCCGAAGAUCUUAAGAAGAAAGUGACACAAAAGCUGCAGUCUGCACCCUGGUGGCUUCCGAUAGACAAAGCAUUUUGGAGACAGCCUGCAGGUCCCGGAUCUGACAUUAAGGACAAGCUGGACCACCCAGUGUUGCACGUGAGCUGGAAUGACGCCAGAGGUUUUUGCGCGUGGAAAGGGAAGAGGCUUCCGACGGAGGAGGAAUGGGAGUUUGCUGCCCGGGGAGGACUGGAGAACAGGCUGUAUCCUUGGGGAAACAAAUUCCUGGCUAACCGAACAAACCUGUGGCAGGGCAACUUCCCUGACCAGGACACAGCUGAAGAUGGUUACCAUGGAGUUUCCCCAGUGUCCGCAUUCCCUCCACAAAAUAGCUAUGGGAUUUAUGACCUGCUAGGAAAUACCUGGGAAUGGACCACCUCAACCUAUCGCCCACCCAGACCUGCAUCCCGUCAACCUGCUCAGGAGAUGCGUGUCCUGCGGGGAGCUUCUUGGAUUGAUACGGUGGAUGGGUCGGCAAAUCACAAGGCUCGGGUGACGACACGGAUGGGGAACACGCCAGACUCUGCCUCAGACAACCUGAGCUUCCGUUGUGCUGCCAGCAUGCCCCUGGAAAGUGUGAACAAAAACACAGAACUCUGAAGAGGUUCAUCUUCAAAAAAAAUGGAGGCUUACAACUUUUCUCCUUUGGAGACCAGCCUUGCUGCUCUUGCUUGGAAGAGGAAUACUGUUUUUCACUCAAGUGGUGGAUUUUAGGGCUGGAUCAAAAGAUGUUUUGAUGCUCUAAACCGGGACCAAAGACUAUUACGCAAUAAAAAGAACUCUUCCAUUGGUCGUAACA